Closterium sp. Yama58-4 is the source of this 501-nucleotide messenger RNA. The record is from the annotation of a GenBank genome assembly. NCBI's taxonomy places the organism in Eukaryota, Viridiplantae, Streptophyta, Zygnematophyceae, Desmidiales, Closteriaceae.
AUGGGGGAAGAGAAGAGUGGGAAGAGGUGGGAGAGGGGAGUGAGAACAGGAUUCACGGAUGACAAGGCAAAGGAGAGUGAUGAUUGGAACGCCGGGUGUGGCGGCGGUGCUGCAGGUGGUGGCGCAGGUGGUUUCUCAGGUGCUUUUGGUGCUGGGGCAGGUGGUAUUUCAGGUGCUAUUGGUGCUGGCGCAAGUGGUAUUUCAGGUGCUUUUGGUGCUGGCGCAGGUGGUAUUUCAGGUGCUUUUGGUGCUGGUGCAGGUGGUUUUUCAGGUGGUGGUUGUAACGGUGGUGGUUUGACUGGUGGGGGUUCUGGCGUGGGAGAGUUGGGCUGGGAGGGAGGAGAGAAAUGGGAGGAGAAGAGGGGAAGUCUGGAGGAGGACAAGGAGGAGGAGGGUGCGGAGGGGGAUGUGGAGGGGGGUGCAGAGGGGGAUGCGGAGGGGGGAGAGGAGGGGGAUGGGGAGGGGAGAGAACGGGAGCUGGGAGGACAGGGCCAAGGGUGA